CGGCACGUGCAGUAGUGGCGGCGGCGGAUCGCAGCGAAUCCUGGGGACUGAGCCUCAACCCCGGAUGGUAUUUUUUCAGUAUUUACAAUGAUCAGGGCAAAGACGAACCUCGAACAAGACACUGUCAUGUAGUUGGAGGCCUGACUGUGCUUUGUGUGGAAUUAACCCUGGGGUUUGGCUUUCAGUUCAGAAAAUGAGGCAGAAGGGAAUGAUAACCAAGACCUUCCAAGGCCCGGCCGUGGUCUGUAGGAGUCCGACCAGCCAAGUUUACAUGUUUGACAAUGGCGGUGGGGACUCGGAGGAUUCCUCUGAGGAAGAGUCCCACCCUGUGGCGCUGCGGCCCCGGGGCAAGGAGCGCCAGAAGAAGGGUGCCCACCACCCUCAGCAGCCAGGAGCAGGCAACGUGGUGCUGCUGCAGCGGGAGCUGGCGCAGGAGGACAGCCUCAACAAGCUCGCUCUUCAGUACGGCUGCCAAGUCGCAGAUAUCAAGAAAGCCAACAACUUCAUCAGAGAACAAGACCUAUAUGCUCUGAAGUCUAUUAAGAUUCCAGUGAAAAGCCACGGGAUCCUAACAGAGACCCAUAAGGAGCUCAGACCCCUUCUGAGCCCUUCCUCAGAGACCACAGUGACCUUUGAGGAGCAGCCAGACCAAGACGGAGCGGCCGUCAGCGCCACUGCCCCGUCCAGCCCGCUGACGUCUUUCUUUAAGGGCAUCGACCAGAAUAUCGAGAGUGCAGUGCAGUCAGAAAUCUUUAUAAACGAGGGUUACUGUGGAGAGACCUCCCGUCAGCCGCUGCUCCCGGUGCUUCCCAAGCCCCCGACGCACGGGGCGGACUGCGGCAUGCAGUUCUGGAAUGCUGUUGUCAUCAUGCUGCUCAUCGGGAUCGUUUUACCAUUGUUUUAUUUGGUCUAUUUUAAAAUACAAGCUACCGGCGAGAACCCUAGUAGCUUGAAUGCAACCGCGGCCCCCAAUGGCUCAAUGGCCAUGAGUGCCGUUCCGGGGCACACCCCCAAACUGGUGAUUGGGGUGCCGGCCAUGCCCUCUCCGGACAGCCAGUUCAGGCCGCCCUCCUGGCUGGGGAACUAGCUGUGGUGGUUUCUGCCGAAGCGGCUGGAGCAGCUGGGCCCCUGCCGUGCGUCCGCUGACACUGGCCGUGUCUAGGAUGCUGCAUGUACUUUGUGACAUGGACACGUCUCCGAAGCCACCGCUGUGCUCUCAGUUAACAUUCGCCCUAAUAAAUAGCCUCACCUAAUCCAGGAUGGCGGAGCCAAAUAGCAGCAGUUUCAGCCUCCUAGAUCUAGAAUGACGAGAGACAUUUACACGGGACGGAUGUCAUUUCUUGGCGUGUAGUGGGCUGGCCGUGAGUCUUCCCAGUAGCGCAGUGCGGGUCCCCGGGUUGGACGUGCUCAGAGGGAGAGGAACAGCCUUGACACGCGAACCUGCGGCAUGGGAGCUCCUGGGCUCGGUUUUGGUUGCCUGGCUGUUGGCAGUGUCCCCUGCUUGCCGUGGAGGGAUGACUGGCUCUGACAAACGGUGCUCUCUGUCUCCCUGGCAAAGGUGCUAUGCCGUCCGAUAGUGGCGCAUGUCACCCAGUUCUAGAGCGUGCCAGGCUGCAGGAACAGUAACACCCUGCUGCGUUGUUGCCCCACCAGUUAGCCUUUUGGAGGAAGUGUGACUCGUAAAAUCGGAACAGCCCCGAAUCCUAAUUGCUGUAUUACUGAGCAGACAGCAGUUCUGAUCUUCGUGCUUUCAGAGCUCCCCAGUCUGACACACGGGUGUGUCUGAAGCUGCUGCGUGGCACGGCCAGCACCUCCUGCCAGGACAUUUGGGGGCUGGUGCCCACUUUCUCCUGAGGAGCAGCCCCACAGCAGUCGCCAGCUGGCUGCCCUGUCAGUGUUCUUGGAAGUUCUUGGUAGCCAGUGUCAGGAACUGAGCAGCGAGAAGGAUGAGUGCUAGUCACCAAGGUCCCACCAAGGGACACUUCUAAGGCCACACAGUCGCGGUCUGGCAUUGCCACGAGCUGCAGUCCCCAUGCACACCUGGAGGGGUGGUGCAGGGCGAAUGGUGGGCUCCCAGACUCCAUCCUUAGGGUUUGUAGAGGAACGGGGUGAGUGUAUGUUAGGGUGAACAACACUGCAGUGGAGCUUAUAACGCUCAAAGACCAACACGUCACGGGUGGCCAAGAGGUGACCCUUGCUGUGAAUGGCCGUGGCAGUGGGCCUGAUCCCUGCCAGUCUGAGGUUUGCCCAUCUCCCCUUCAGGGAACAGUGGUGCUCACUACGGAGGCUGGAGAGGGGGCCCUAGGUUGACCUCUGAGGACCUGCAGGUGGGGUGAGGGGCGCUGGCCGAGAGCCUGCUUUGGCAGGAGCCCAUCUUGGUCCACUGAGGAGUGGAAAGAGGUGAGUGGCUCAGCCUCCGAGAGGCCUGUCUCCAGGAAGGAGGUGCUGAGCUGUGGGCAUGGCAUAGGCCUCUCGGCUCCUGAGCCUAGUGAGACGGGCGUGUGGCAGAAGACCUCUUGAGAGGGGCUUCCGACAUCUCGGUCUGGUGACCAACGAGUCGCCCUGGGUUCAAUGACUCACUCUAAAGGAUCUUCCAAAUGAAGUGUGUUCUUCAAAACCAAAAUGGUCUUCAGGACAAAGGAACGUGGGAACCUUUGGUACAGGAGACGUUUUGAUUACAGGCCUGCUUCUCCAGCCAAGUGUUUGUUCCCUGCCUCCUGAGGGCCACAGCUUUCUGUUUGCCGUCAUUCCUUUCACAGGCGGGGCUCAGAGUCGUAUGGGAAAAUGACUUUUGCCAGGCAAAGAAUGAAUAACUGUAUCCUUCACUUUUUUCAAAUGGAAUAAAAUCAUUUCUUCUGUGAAGGAAAAUCGAUUUCCUCUUUUUUUAACUUGGGGGUUGAUAAUUGAGAACA
Rhinolophus ferrumequinum (greater horseshoe bat) is the source of this 2912-nucleotide messenger RNA. RefSeq names its product LysM domain containing 4 (gene LYSMD4). Bases 194 to 1087 code for a protein of 297 amino acids. The transcript is spliced from 3 exons. Lineage: Eukaryota; Metazoa; Chordata; Mammalia; Chiroptera; Rhinolophidae. The record is from RefSeq and is a predicted model, not a curated record.